Messenger RNA from Larimichthys crocea (large yellow croaker), 921 nucleotides. Its product is annotated as trace amine-associated receptor 1-like. The record is from RefSeq and is a predicted model, not a curated record. The coding region runs from base 1 to 921 and encodes 306 amino acids. Gene Ontology annotation, biological process: G protein-coupled receptor signaling pathway. NCBI's taxonomy places the organism in Eukaryota, Metazoa, Chordata, Actinopteri, Sciaenidae. Gene Ontology annotation, cellular component: membrane. The transcript has a single exon. Gene Ontology annotation, molecular function: trace-amine receptor activity.
AUGGAUGCCUCCUAUGUACUGACAAUUAGUCCCUCUGCAAUAUGUGUAUUGUUUCAUAUUUUCCUUGGUUCAUUAUCUGUUGUAACUGUAUGUGGAAACCUCCUUGUAAUAAUCUCCAUCAUUUACUUCAAACAACUCCACACUCCUACAAACUCUCUCAUUCUCUCCCUGGCUGUGGCUGACCUGCUUGUUGGAGUUUUAGUCUUUCCUCUCACUAUGGAAUUCUCUUUUAGUGCAUGUCUAUACUAUGAUGAUUUAUUUUGCAAAGUGCGUGGCACCUUUGACGUAUCACUAUGUACAGCUUCUAUUCUGAACUUGUGUUGUAUUUCUGUUGACAGAUAUUAUGCAGUGUGCCAGCCUCUGACAUAUAGAACUAAAAUAAAUAAUAAUGUUGCUGUGAUAAUGAUCUUGGUGAGCUGGGGGGUUUCUGUCCUGAUUGGAAUUGGCUUCAUAACUGCAGGAAUGUACCAAGACCAAUGUUCUGCAACAUGUUUGAUUGAUGUUGUCAUCGCAAGCAUUUUGGCACUUAUUUUCUCAUUUUACCUCCCAGUGAUCAUCAUGCUCUGUAUCUACCUGAAGAUUUUCUUUGUUGCACAGAGACAGGCGCGCAGCAUCCAGAGCACAAAGUCUGGAGCAACUGUCAGUAAGAUGGAGAGAAAGGCCACUAAAACUCUGGCUAUAGUUAUGGGAGUUUUUCUGAUGUGUUGGUUAGCUUUCUUUCUUUGCACCACCAUUAUGUCUUUCAGUUAUGUUUACGUGCCACUUGCUUUGAUUGAAUUUCUUAAUUGGCUUGCAUUGUCAAAUUCACUGCUCAAUCCUUUUAUAUAUGCAUUUUUUUACAGCUGGUUUAGAUCGGCUUUCAGAAUGAUCAUUUCUGGAAAAAUCAUUCAAGGUAAUUUUACAAACUCAAAACUGCUCUAA